UGCUGCCCUCCACCAGCAGUGCAUGAUGGUCCGAGUACCGGUACUCUCUACCUCUGUGUAGCUGCUUGUUUCCUCCCGGUUCCUCUAAUGUUUCUGUAAUGGUGAAGAGGAGAACGACCGACUGCUGUGCUUCACACGACAGCUAGCCUCUUGGGAGGCAAGUCCCAAUGCCAUGGCCUCCAGUCACGGCUCCUCCCCCAUGCCUCGCUCCACCAGCGGGAGCCGAGAUGGGAUCCACCACAAGGAGCAGGGUCUUUCCUCCCCUCGUAUCCGGUCCAUCCGCUCCUUGCCUGAUGUCUGUCCCAAGGAGCCCACUGGUAGGGAAAACUGUAGUCUUCUCUCAGUUGAGGGGCGGAGCUUGUUAAACGGUCCAUCCGUGGUGUCAGAGCAUGACCGAUGGACGGUGUACAGCUCGAAGGUCAACCUCCCUGCUGCUCUGAAUGACCCGCGGCUCGCCAAACGGGAGUCGGACUUUUUUACCAAAACAUGGGGGCUGGACUUCACAGAGACAGAGGUGAUGCCCUCCUACCUCCCCAACAUCACCCGGGAACAUUUUGGGCCCUACCUGCAGGAGAUGACUCAGAGGGAGCGAAUCCAUGAGCGCUGCAAGGCGAUCUGUCCCAACAAAGACGAUGUAGAUGCCAUCUCCAGUAUCAACAGCAAUCAUGACAAAUCCAGAGCUGAGCUGGAACAGGUCCCCAAGAUUUUUAUGAGGCCUGAUUUUGCUCUGGAGGAUCCAGCGACCUUCAAUGUGGUCCUGCCCUGGUCACACUUUCAUAGUGCUGGAGGGAAGAGCAGCAGAGACGUGGCCUCCUCCAAGCUGCUGCAGGAACAGCUGAGUCACUACCUGGAUGUUGUGGAGGUCAGCAUCGCCCGGCAGAUCUCACUGCGUUCUGAGGCUUUCUUCCAUGCCAUGUCCUCACAGCACGAGCUGCAGGACAGGCUGCAGGAGACGCAGCGAGCGGUGGCCGUCUUGCGGGGCCGCACUGCGGCCAUGGAUCGGGUCAUGUGCCAGGGGCCUCUCCAGGCCCUCCGCACUGCUCUGACUCGCAACAAUUGCGUGAAACUGCACAACAAGCUGAAGCUGAUGGCAGCGGUGCAUCAGACGCAGCCCACUGUGCAGCUGCUGCUCUCCACCUCAGAAUUUGUUGGAGCUUUGGAGCUUAUUGCCACCACCAAGGAGGUCCUACAGCAGGAGCUGCAGGGAAUCCACAGCUUCAGACAUCUGGGCUCUCAGUUGUGUGAGCUGGAGAAGCUGAUCGAUAAGAUGAUGGUGGAGGACUUCAGUAUGUAUGCUCGCAGUGACCUGAGCCGCAUUUUGAAGGACGAACCGCAGGUCCUGGAGAAGGUUCACAAACCAAACGCUGCCUCACAAAAGGAGCGUCUGGAGUCACUGGUGUUUGGUCUUCUGCGGCAGAGGAAGCUGGACUUUCUAGAUAUUUACAGUGAUGAGAUGAUCAUAGCUGCUAAGACCAUUGUCACACAGUGUGUGGCAGAGAGUGUUGUGCAGAUUGAAGAAAUUGACACAGAAGUUGUCAUUAAGCUAGCUGACCAGAUGCGACUGAUGACGUUCCCUCAGUGGUUUGAGCUGCUGAAAAAUGUGUUUGAGAGUUUCAUUCUCUUCCUGCAGAGAAUCAAGGCCACUUUAACCGUGAUCAGAAAUGUGGUUCUCGAGGUUCUGGACUCAAAUCAGAGGAACCGGCUCCUGACGGAGGCCGGCUCAGAGACAUCAAGCCAGGAGGCCUCCCAGGGCUCGUCACUCUUGCAUGGGGAGGCUGAGCUAGCUUACCUCACCCAUGAAGGUCUGUUCAUCAGUGAUGCACUGACUGAUGCCCAGCAGCAGCAGAAGGCAUCGCUGGUGUCUCAGGAUCAAAGCUCAGCAACAAGCUCCAAGACCCAGCAGGGUCCAGGGGAACCUGCAACCAGCGACCUGGCCUUGGGGAUCACAGAGAUUCCUGCCUGCAGAGAGCAGAGCUUUGUGUCUGGUGAGAACAUGAUGCCCACUGAGCUGGAACUGAACUGUGUGAGCAGCAACAUCCAGGAGCUGCUGUACACGGCUUCUGAUGUCAGCCAUGACCGAUGUGUCAAAGUCCUCACUGCCAGAGCCAAGGACGGCUCUCUGGAGCGUCUGAGCUCGGCAGAGUUUGUGUGUCUCUCUCAGGCGGUGGAGGGUUUUGUCCGGGACACCGAGGAGCUCUGCGGCAGGCGAAGCGUCUCCUUGAGGGGGGCCCUGCAGAGUCAGGCCAACCGCUUCGUCCACCGCUUCCACGACGAGCGAAAGACCAAACUCGGCCUCCUCCUGGAUAACGAGCGCUGGAAACAGGCGGAGGUUCCAGCGGAGUUUCAGGAUCUGGUUAACUCCAUCGCUGAUGGCAGAAUAACACUACCAGAGCGCAAAACCUCAGGUCCAGAUGACAGAAAACCCUCAGAGUUUCUUCUGGUCAACGGGCAGAAAUACGCUGUUGUUGGGACGGUUCUGCUGCUGAUCCGGAUCUUUCUGGAAUACUGUCAGUGUGUGAACGACAUCCCAUCAAUCGCCACCGACAUGCUGACGCGUCUGUCGGACCUCCUGAAGCACUUCAACUCCCGCAGCUGCCAGUUGGUUCUGGGAGCCGGAGCGCUGCAGGUUGUCGGGCUCAAGACCAUCACCACCAAAAACCUGGCUUUAGCUUCCCGCUGCCUGCAGCUGGUGGUUCACUACAUUCCCAUCAUCAGAGCUCAUUUUGAGACCAAACUGCAGCCCAGACAGUUCAGCGUCCUCAGACACUUUGACCACAUCACUAAGGACUACAACGAUCACAUAGCCGAGAUCUCUGCUAAGCUGGUGGCCAUCAUGGACAGUUUGUUUGAGAAGCUUUUAUCAAAGUAUGAAGUGAAGGCUCCGAUGCCGUCCACCUGUUUCAGAAACGUUUGCAAGCAGAUGGCCAAGAUGCACGAAGCUAUUUAUGACCUUUUACCUGAAGAACAGACCCAGAUGUUGUUUCUGAGGAUCAACGCCAGUUUUAAAAUGCACCUGAAGAGGCAGCUGGCUCGACUAGGCGUCGUAAAUGAUGGAGGACCCCAGCACGGGCUGGUUGUGGUGGAUGUGGCCUUCUACACGGAGAACAUCCAGGUGCUGAAGAGCCUCGAGAGGCUCGAUCUGAACAUGGCUGAGAUCUGGGAGCAGAAAAGGUGAUGGACGACAAAAAUCUGGACAUCCAGAAUGACUGACAAGCUGGCCCCAGUGAUGGGGGCCGACCUCGGGGGGCUGACAGCGGGCUGGCUGAGAGCGGGGGAGGACCGCAGGGACCAAAAACCACCACAAAACUGGGAGAAGAGCAGCAGCAGCGUGCUGGACUUCAGCAGUUUCAAAGACUUAAUCUAGAAACACAAAAAUCCUCCUUUGACCUGCUGCCACCUCAUCUCGCUGUGUGCAAUCCAACAGAAAUACUAGUAAAUUAUUGAAGAGUUUUAGCCGGAGCAGGUUGUUGAUAAUGAUGACUAAACAGUGGAGUAAUUUAUUUUUCUCUCUUCUUCUGUUUGUGGUGGACUUUUCUGCCAGCAGGCUGUGGUGUUGAUGGCAUUUUCGUACCUUUUUCUAUCUUCUCUGGACUUUCCAGAAACAUCCGGACUGUGAACGCAUCACUUAGCUUCAUCCUCUUUCUACCAAAGUAAAACUGUUUGUAAUUUAGGAAUUCUGCUGUCCAACCAAUCAUGUAUGGCGUCUUCAGCUGGCUGAUAUUCAGGCUCAGCUGUGACGGUAACAAGUGAGGGAGGAAGGGAUUUUUUUUUUCUUUUAAGCUAAUUUUGUUGAACGUGGGGAGUUUGAGGCAUGCAGAGCAGCUCGUUCGCUGCUCUCCUCUUUCUGCUGUAGCUGCAAGAGCUUUUCUUCACUUAGAUUUGGAAACGGAGCAGAAAAGUCUGCAGGUUUAGGUUUUUAAAUCUGGAGAUUGGUUAAAUGUUCCAUAUGUGAGCAAACGUCAGCAUCGAGUCAAACUUCCACAUUUUUCAUAAUGCAAGUAGCAGAUCAGUUGAUUAACUUUGAAAUCACCACAAUGUUCAGUGCGGUACGUGUUGUAGAGGAGCCCUCUCUACCCUGGAGAAGACACAUGUUUCUCAGACAAGUAAGAAACUGUCAGACGUGGAAGCUAAUAGAGCUUCACGGCUCUGGUUACAAACACUAGCAUGCUCUCUACCGGUUAUUAGGCAUGUUAACAUGCAUCGUCUCUCUGCUACGCAUGCUGGUUAUCAAACCGUUCUAAUACUACAGACAUCAGGCCAGUCUUGGGGAACCAGGUGCUUACAGCUCUCAGUUAUUCUCCCUUCCAGCUUCAGAUUUCUACUCUGAGUUCCUUUAGAUGAGAGAAAACAUCUGUCCAGAUGCAGCCACCACAGGUUGGGAGGUUAUUGAAUGAAGCAUCUGGCUCCCUCAGCCUCAGCAUCGCUCUGUGUACCACCGGUUUAACAGGAAACUUGUUUCUGUCCUCUUCCCUCAUUCUGAGAUGAAGCUUUGAGGCAUUUGAUAAGUUAAUGCAGUCAGUCGUUGGACUCCCACACGGACCUGUGAAGCUGGAGAAAGACGGCAGUUACCUGGACGUGAUGCGACAGCGGCCGUCCGUCUCCCGUUCGAGAACAGAAAGCAUUAACUCUUUCAUCACUGUCCUCUUCAGAAGUGCCUACUUUUGAUCUGUUGUCAGAGAUGACGCAUCCGAGCUCUCCACUACAGUGUGCCUACCAUACCACUGUGUGUGUGUGUGUGUGUGUGUGUGUGUGUGUGUGUGUGAAUGAAUGAGUUGGGCAGCAUGUGCGAGAGUCUGAGAGAUGUUGAAUCCUUCAAACCUGCUGUGAAUAAAACAGGAUAACAGAG
Molecule: messenger RNA, 4846 nt
Organism: Melanotaenia boesemani (Boeseman's rainbowfish)
Lineage: Eukaryota; Metazoa; Chordata; Actinopteri; Atheriniformes; Melanotaeniidae
Gene: vps54
Product: VPS54 subunit of GARP complex
Exons: 24
Coding region: 173-3175 (1000 amino acids)
Biological process (GO): retrograde transport, endosome to Golgi; Golgi to vacuole transport
Cellular component (GO): GARP complex
Molecular function (GO): syntaxin binding
Source: RefSeq, a predicted model, not a curated record